AUGGCUUCCCCAGACUCAUGUGAAUCAGCUACAUUUACCUUCAAGCUACCGGAUGUCUCGGGCGAGACCAUCGCAGUCAAAGUCGGCCUCCAGAUCGUCGACGUACACAAGGACCUCAUCAGCAGCAGCUCCGAGUUCUUCAGGAACGCCAUUAAGUCCGAGUCGAUGUCAUCUUCCCGGUUCAUCGAUCUGUCCGACCAACAGCCUCAUCUUUUCGAUAAAUACUGUCAAUGGCUAUAUACUCGAGACCUUGACACGAAAUUACACGAUCACAAAGGAUUCAGUUACCUGGCUCAUAUGUAUGUCUUGGGAGAGAAGUUGAUCGACCCAACGUUCCAGAACGAUGUCGUCGACGCCAUUAUUUUCCGCAAUGUCACUGCGCGACUGAGUCGAAAAGUCCCGCGCUACAAGGUACCUGAUCUGGAAGCUAUCAGAACCAUCUACAAGGGCGCUCCGAGAGAAGCCCCUGUAAGGUGUCUCCUGGUGGAUAUGUGGGUUUUCAACAUGGACUCCUCUUGGGUGACUGAUACGAAACUUCGAGCGCCAGAGAACAAACCUUUUCUGGAUGACCUCUUACCGGUACUGUUAGACAGGCGAGGACUACCGGGUGCUUCCCAAGCUAGGCCAUGGAUAUCGCAACGAAGUUCCUAUUACAACAAGGGUGUCGUAAUCAAGAGCGAAAUGCCGGAAGACAGGGGCAGCGAGGCGAUCUCUGAGCCUUCCAUCAAGGAUGACCCUUCCGCCGAGGAGGAAGCUUUCGUUAAGAACGAGCCUUACGUUGAGGAUGAAACUCACAUCAAGGAAGAGCCUUCCAUGAUAGAUGAGCCCUUCAUCGAGGUCGAGCCUUCCAGCGAGGAAGAGCUUUCCAGCGAAGAUGAGUCUUCCAGCGGGGAUGGAUCACCCAGCGAGGAUGAGCCUGCCAACAAUACUGACCCUUCCGUCCAGGAGGAGGUGGACGUGCUUGAUACAUUCUGGGGUAUGUAG
Alternaria arbusti is the source of this 984-nucleotide messenger RNA. RefSeq lists its product as uncharacterized. Bases 1 to 984 code for a protein of 327 amino acids. Gene Ontology annotation, molecular function: protein binding. The record is from RefSeq and is a predicted model, not a curated record. NCBI's taxonomy places the organism in Eukaryota, Fungi, Ascomycota, Dothideomycetes, Pleosporales, Pleosporaceae. The transcript is spliced from 3 exons.